Molecule: messenger RNA, 1234 nt
Organism: Phytophthora nicotianae INRA-310
Lineage: Eukaryota; Oomycota; Peronosporomycetes; Peronosporales; Peronosporaceae
Exons: 3
Coding region: 5-1066 (353 amino acids)
Source: RefSeq, a predicted model, not a curated record
CGGGAUGCAUGUAUUCAGCUGGACUAUCAUCGUAGCCGCCGUGUCUAGGUUCGCAUUUAGCGACACGACCUGUGCAGCACAAAGAAUUCCAAUGGACGGCAAGAGAUUCAAGUCCGCAUACUUCAUGCGCAAGCAAGAGAAGGAAGACCUGAAGGAGGAAAUCCGCAGACUACGAAGCGAAUUGGCACAACUGAACCCCCUCCCGCAAACUACUGCGGAAAACACUUUCAUCCAAACAAUUAUCCGCCAGCAGCAGCUUGGUGUCGCUAGUAUACAAUCCGCCAUGCCCCACCUUCUGCAAACGCAUCCUCUGUAUUCACGCAUCUGCCUGAAAAAGAACUGGGAGGACCGAAGUGCGACGCUCGCCGCUCUUCAAGACACGAAGUUUAAAGCGGCGUAUGAGUACGUCAACGUCCGCAGUCCGAAGGCUCAGCCGCAACUCUCCGAUGAGCGCUUUGAGACAGCAAAGGGCGAUGUUUGCUGCGACAUCUUCCAAACGGUCCAUUUUCCAGACGUCAAGUCCUUGCAGCAAGUGUAUGAUGCCUUGUUGUUCAGUGUUCACAAUGCGGAGAUCAGUAUUUCCGAGCGCUUGGGUCAUGUGACGGUCCGUGACGACUACGAAGGGAUCGGUGGCAACAUUUUUAAUGCUCGAAUUGUAUCGAGGAACGAUGACGGUGUCGGUACGGAGCUCAACUGUGUCAUGAUGUCGCAGCUUUUUAAUGGCACCGAGGGUGUAAGUAGAGGGGAACCCUGUGGUCUGGUGGUACUUGAUUCAGUCGAUGAAGACCAGUUAUAUCCAUACUCACCGAGUGAGCGCAUUCGCAAAGACGUCUCUGCAGCUUUCGUGCUAGCUAUGCACCAACCAGAGAGACAGACACCGGGUUCUCAACCAGCAAGCGGUGACAAUGGAUUGGUUAUAACACUGCGACGUGCUGCCUUUGUGAAAAUCUACCGACCAGAAUUCGAGAUAUCCGAGGCUGUCUGGCAGAAUGUGCUAUGGGAGACUACUCGGUGGGGCGACGUUUUGAUCAAAUCUAUUCGCAGCAUCUUGUACUCGAUUCCGUAGGGGUAUUCGAGAAACAGCACGGAGAACGAGAGCUGCUACAAGACCACAAGAUUAGCAUUGCAAAAGACUGAACUACGAACAUUUGGUUAAGGCGCCGUGUGCCAGCUAGCGUAUCGGUUGUGCCAAUGUUACAUAUCGGGAAUGUAGUAGUUCAAAACUGGUUUCAUC